This is a messenger RNA of Patella vulgata (common limpet), 3497 nucleotides long. RefSeq names its product F-actin-capping protein subunit beta. Gene Ontology annotation, biological process: actin cytoskeleton organization; negative regulation of filopodium assembly; barbed-end actin filament capping. Bases 140 to 961 code for a protein of 273 amino acids. Gene Ontology annotation, cellular component: cytoplasm; F-actin capping protein complex. Gene Ontology annotation, molecular function: actin filament binding. The record is from RefSeq and is a predicted model, not a curated record. The transcript has 8 exons. NCBI's taxonomy places the organism in Eukaryota, Metazoa, Mollusca, Gastropoda, Patellidae.
CUGAGACAUUUGAUUGGCUGUUAGUGACCUGGGAAUCCCUAAGAACCCGUAUGUUGUAGAAGCCAUUUUUCUGGACCGUGUGACUUGAGAUUUGCUUCUGAUAAUUGUGAAGGGUUUUAUCUCUCCUUGAAGCUACAUAAUGACGGAGCGACAGUUGGAUUGUGCGCUUGAUUUGAUGCGUCGUCUCCCUCCACAACAAAUAGAGAAAAAUUUAAGUGACCUCAUUGAUUUGGUUCCAGCAUUAUGUGAAGACUUGCUCUCAUCAGUUGAUCAGCCAUUAAAAAUAGCAAGAGAUAAGACAGUAGGAAAAGAUUAUUUAUUGUGUGAUUAUAACAGAGAUGGUGACUCUUACAGGUCUCCAUGGAGUAAUUCUUAUGACCCACCUUUAGAAGAUGGAGCUAUGCCAUCAGAUAGAUUACGUAAAUUAGAAAUAGAAGCUAAUAAUGCCUUUGAUCAGUAUAGAGAAAUGUAUUUUGAAGGAGGUGUAUCAUCAGUAUAUCUAUGGGAUUUAGAUCAUGGAUUUGCUGGUGUUAUUCUUAUCAAAAAGGCAGGUGAUGGGUCCAAAAAAAUUAAAGGUUGUUGGGACUCAAUACACGUCAUUGAAGUUCAGGAGAAAUCUAGUGGAAAGAGUGCCCAUUAUAAAUUGACGUCGACUAUAAUGUUAUGGUUACAAACAAAUAAAGAGGGUAGUGGAACUCUAAAUCUGGGUGGCUCACUAACUCGACAGGUAGAACAAGAUGCAUCUGUAUCCGAUGCAUCUCCACAUAUUGUAAAUAUAGGUAAAAUGGUAGAGGAAAUGGAAAAUAAAAAUCGUACAGUGUUGAAUGAUAUAUAUUUUGGAAAAACUAAAGACAUUGUUAACAGUUUGAGGUCUUUUGCCCCUAUCGAUGAUAAGAAAACAGGUAUGGCUUUCCAGAAAGAUUUGGUGGCUGCUCUUGCUAAGCGAACACAAGCACAGUGAAAUUAACAAGGUCAACAAUGGAUGUAUUAAUGUUCAUGGACGUUAUUUGGUGAUCCGUGAAUCAUGACUUGUGGAAUAAACUAUGAAAUGGCUUUAUAAGUUAUAUAAUAAUUGAAGGGGUUCAUCUGGAUAUAUAUAUAUAUAUUCUACUCUACAAUAGAUGAAGUUAAUAUGAAGCCAUGAUAGCCAUAUUAUAAAUAUUAUUUAAAGUGACACUCAACUGUUUUAAAGUGAAGAUUUAUAUACUGUGUAAUUAAUUACUUUUAGAAAUCACUGACAAUGAACUUGACCCAUGAUAUGUUUUUCUUUUAUUUUGUCUGUACUUUUAGGUGUAGGUUAAUUUAAGGAAUUACCGGGGGGGGGGGGGGGGGAUGUUUAUCAAUUUCAUUUUGUAAAGAGUAACCAGGGAUCUCACUACAAAAUUUGCCAUUUAGACAUUUCCAAGCAUAUUAAUUGGUUAAGGUAUUUGUGUUAAUUUCAUUAUAAUUUACGUAAUUAACCUAUAGAACCCUACAGCUCACAAUAGUAGUCCAAAAGAAAUAAUAUUGUAAUCCAAAUUGAAUAUUGAAUAGACCUAUAUAACAAACUGGGCUAGCCUUAUUUCCAGUUUGAACUUUUAGGGAAAAAAAGUUACAAUGCAUUUUGAAAUAAUGUGUGCAUAAAUAAAUAGCAAAGCAAAUAUUUAAUAAUUCAGACAAAACCCUGGGAGUUUUGGAGUGGUAAGGGUUCAAAGAGCUAAUAGGGAAGGAUAUUUCUCGGUCCUGGGGAAAAUAACUGAAUAUCAUUCAUGAACAAGAGCUUGUACACACUGUAAUUUGUACACACUGUAUAGUAAAUCAAUAUAUUUAUUCCAUUUUAUAAGAAGUUUUACUAUUAUUUGAAAGUGCAAUGCAUACAAUUCAAAUAUAACAUUCUAACUGGAGUUAGAAUUUAGUAUUGAGAAAGAAAAGGAAUGUAGAACUAGGUAUUAUCAUUCAAAUGUAUUUUAAGUUGCUGAUAUAAAUUUCUUUUGUAAACAAUAUUUUAUUCAUAAUGAAAAUAGAUGGGGAAAGGAUAUAUGACCCCUCUCCAUAAAUGUGAUUCUAUUUAAUCAAGCAAUUUAAAAGAAUUGAACCUAUAGUUGGGCGAUUUCAAUACAUGUUAUUACUAUUGAUAAAUAGUUUUGAUUAUACCAUGGGUCCUAUGGAUAUUAUAUCUGAGUUUUUUAAUCAUUGUUCUACAUAAAUACAGCGGACCAAAAUAAUAAUAAAAGUUAGAUAUCAUUUACCUCUUAAAUCCGGUGUGAGGUUUGUGUACAUUUCCGAUUUAUAUAUGUUAUUGUUUGUUUGUGUAUUAUUCUGACAUGGUCCCACGUUUUCUGUUUUCAUAGUGUCUAGUUCUUGAAAACACAAUAUUACAAAACUUCUGCUGAUCCUAAAGUUAAUUUUAUGCAUGUUGUAAUAUAUUAGAAUGAAUGAAUUCUUAUAAUUAAUUUUUCAGUUAGAAUUAAAAUUAAAAAGAUGUACAUUUGAUUGAGUGCUUAAAGUGCUUUUAAAAUCUUAUUUAUACUGGGUUGGUAAUAAAAAAAUUUCAGUAGUGUACAGUAGUAGACACUGGAUAAAAGAAAAAUUACGCAAUAUUCAAUAUGUCACAAAAGCAUUUUGUUUAGUAUGAUGUUAACAACUGAGUGGUAUGUCAUCAUUUAUAGUGUUCAAGUCGUUAUAUUCAACCAUUCAAAUAGAUCCCAUGUUUGGUGUAUGGGAACUAGAGAGAUUUUAUUUUGCUUACGAAAUUGUGUUUUGAGCGAGUGUGUUUCGAUGAUGUGUGUAGCAGUAAAUCAGUCAAUUCCUACAUGUUUAUUUGUAAAUUAUGUGAAGUUUUAAAAAGUUGGUGAACACCACGAGUUUUGAUACUGCUCAAGCUAAAGAUUGAACAAGCGAUAAAUAAGAUUUAUGAUUUAACUUCCUCAACUUCUUAAUACAGAGUUGUCUUUCUUGGUUAAUGAUAUGAAAUUAAAUGAAAUGGGGUUUAACGUCCUAGUGUUCUGCACCAAUGGGGCUAAUGAAACCAGACAUACGCCAUACAUUGGCCUACUCGUAGAUCAAAUUCCAACUGCCAAGGGAUCUUUUACAUGCAUGUAAUGAUACAACCUACAUGUACAUGUAGUAUUCUAAUUUAUUUUUUUGUAUUAAAUUUGAAUUGAAAAAUGAAAAUUGCUUUGAGUUUCUUUCACUAAACAAAGCGUGAUUUUAGUGUUGUCAAAUAUGUAUGUUACAUAUACUUGUCACCAAGAACAGUAACUCUGUAAUAAAAUGUAAGGAAAAUCAUGAAUUCUUGUGUAUAUAGAACAACCGUAAUAUCUGCCAUUUGUUUCUUGAUGUAAAUUAUUAAAUAUGAAUGUCAAAAUAAAGUUGAUUGUAUUUAUUAUAUAAUUUUCUGACAUCAUGCUUAGAAACAGUGAUUAAUUGUACAUUAUUUUACUACUGAAUUAUUUCAACUGUACAGCACUUUAAAUACAUUGCUAGUUCAAUUCUAAAAUAAACAAAUUAUACUAUUU